UUGAGCUUGUCAUUUGGUGGUGACCUUGAGCCGUUCGCCUUGACUCCUUCAUCUGCUGAUGUUAUCAAUGCGUCGUUAAGAACCAGCACACAAUCAGAGGUGUUGGAAAAGAGGAGAACUCCGAUAGUCUCUCGUACUUGGGUUAUGCAGGGAGAGUAGGGAGCUUAACCAAAUGCCGUUUUUUUUGCGACGGACUACAGCCGGAACUAGGUUUUUUGUGUUCUUGGGCAGUGGUUUUGCCCAAAUUUUUCGGACAUAUCGUCCCUAUGAGAGUAAACACACUUGGCAAUACAAUUUGGGUCACUUCCGGUUGCCGUCAGAAGCUCAAAAACACCUUUGCUUAAACUCCCUAAUAACUGUUACGGGUAUACAAUAGUGUCUUUUGUGUCAGUCAACCAGGACAGGCUAAAUGAGCCGGCAUACCGCUGCGAAUUUGUAAUUGUUCUUCUCAAUUAUCUCUUGUUUAGAGGCAUACCUUGAGAGACGACAUAGGCACGAAGAUGAAAGAGAAGAUUAAAAGAUGACCACUGAAUGGAAUUCCCAAGUCCCUCAAAGCUGAUACGCUAUCACACGACCGACUGAGGUUGGUAAACUCACCUUGUUAGUUAGUGACUGUCUAUAAAGCGCAGUUCUUAUUGCGCUUGGGCUACCUGUGCAAACACCGGGUAAUCUUGGCAGGGUGGCAAAUCACUAGCAUAAAAUAAUGGGCGAAAAACGCCCAAAAAGUAACUUUUGGACGUACGGACGAAACGUGCCCAGAAUGCACUUUUGGACAACAAAAGUGCAGUCAAACUAAUAUGCGACAACCGCACAAAAGCUUGAAAUGUGUAGAAGGCCCAAAAAUAGCCUUUCGGCGUACUAAAAAACACAAAAUUCACGGAAUUCCAUGUGGGCAAUGGGGCAAAUACCUUCACGUUGUUAAAAGAGAAAUUACUUCAAUGUCAAUGGCGUCAAAAUCUCAAAGUUUGAUUUUUGAAGAGUCAAACUAAAAAAAUGAUACCAAAAGACGCUCUAACAGAUAUGAACGUCAAACGUUCAUAAUUCGUUGUUGGGUGUCGAUAAAUGCCAGUGAACCCUGCUGCAUAGGCCUUUGACCGCCCUGUACUCAAGGCAACAAAUUCCAGUGGCUUAAAGUAAAACUGUAAAGGGCAGUAGCCACGUAGAACUCCCUUGCAGUUCACAAGGCCACUCGGACUGUGAAAGGCCGCAGAAGUUGUCAUGAAACGCCCUAAAAUUCCCAUGUGGACUACCGAUGCCUGUAAGAGAACAAUAGCAAAUCCACGUGUGGGUGACAAUGCCCAAACGUUACUUUGGAGCUUGAAAGGCUAGAAAUAUGCCUUUUAUUAUGAGUUAAAUUCAUCAUGAAAAACGCCCAGCAAAUUACAUGAAAGACCAAUGUCAGUCAGUCAUAGAAAAGGGGGGAGAAACGCCAGACUCUGUAAAGCGAAAAAGGUAGUCGCAAUCAAAUUUACUUCCAAGCGAUGCCCUGUUAUUUCUAGAGAGGGUAACCCCAGGUAAAACUAUUCAGGGGCAAACGCCACACAAACUCUAUAGUGGCGACAAACGCCUUAAAUCGAUCUAAAUUCAAUUUCGAGCCACAAACUUUGGUUACAUUGUAAAAGCUGACCAGCACUCUACAAUUCAUUUUUGGGUUAAAAUGAGCAGAGGAACGCUCAAUUGUCACUGUCUAAGGACAACUGACUCUAGAAAUGUAACAGGUCAUAAUACAACUUCGAUCGUUAAAAGCCGGUAAUCAAACUUUAACGGUAGAAUUUGCUUAGAAUUCACUAUCGACUAAGUGACAAAAGCCACUUAAAUUUUAAGGCUUGCAAAGCCCUGUAUCUUUUGGUAAUCGUUGUAGUUGCCUAGCGCCCCUCAUAAAAGGCUGAUGAUCAAAUAAAUGAGUAAAUAAAUAAAUAAAUAAAUAAAAUUCUUUAUUGGAUACCAUCUACAAGGUGGUUCUUCCAGUAAUUUUACAACGUAUAUUUCAACAUGCGAGUGAAAACUUACCCAAACAGUACGGCUAAUCUAGCCGGGUGGAGCAAAUCAGAUAGACUGUAACACACUGAACGUCGAAAUAAAUAGAGGCGUUCAUGUACCAUUCUUUUUAGAAAUGAAAUUUAGAAACGUUGACUUUUGGGGAAGAGGGAGAAUCCGGAGCACCCUCAAGGGUGAGAAACAGCAACAAGUUCAAACCACAUACGGCGCCGAGGCCUAGCCUUCAACCUGGGUAAAGUUGUUGGUGCUCUUAUCACUGCCCUUUAAGAGGUACUGAAUUCACCUUCUUUCCUCUAAUAGCUUGUAGAGUUAAUUAAAACUAUCUUUCUGGAACUCUACAAUGACAUUAACUGACAAGAAUACUCAUCGUUAUGUAUCAGGCACACCUCAUAAACUCACAUGGGCCAAAUAUUCAGCAUACAAUAAACUCUGAUGUCUAUUAAUAUUUCAUUUUAAUGAUCAGAUGUCAUCAAUUUCAACUUCUUGUCUACUUGGGAAAAACGUUUUUACAAUCAACUGCCCCUCUGAAACUACGCGGGGCAGGUUUAAAUAGGUAAAGGGAAGAAAAGGUUUCAAAUUAGAAUAAUUAUGAGUACCUUUCAGUGUUACAAUUAUUACGACUAUUGUGACGAAAAUAGAAUUGAUAAAGAGUUAGAUGGUAUGUCUAUUUAAAGAUCUUGGAAUUACUUACUUGUUAAUUCGUGCAACUAUUUUAAUUACCAUAAUUUAAUCAGAAAAGUACUUUUUAUCAAAAACAAAAGUCCUCAAUUGCAGAAAUAUACAAAUUAUCUAACGUGCACGUGCACUAUCGUGUGUUCUUUAAAUGCAUUUUUAAAAGUUUUGUCGUUGCUUUCUCAACCAGGUCAACGACAUAUGACUGGGACAACAAAAUUGCAUUUUAAACGAUAAAGAAAAUUCUCUUCUAAUUUAUAACCAUUAUGGUAAUGUCACCGUCCCUCCUUUUGAGAAAAAUAGACUCGAAAGAAAGACAGCCAGCAAGGGAUUUUUCUCCUUGGCCAUCCUGAAAAAGGACGGAAAGUAACAAAAAGGGGGUCCAAACAGGAUUCACGGGUUAAGCAGAAGUUACGUAAAGAGAACCAAUCAGAACACAAGUUUAGUCAUGUUCAUUUCCGUUUGAACCUGUAGAUUUAUCAAAGGCGUGGUAACAUAAUACACACAAACAAAUUGAAUGAGUUAGUCUAGUUUUCUUUCAGUAACUCAUAAAAUUUACAGUAAGUCUAUCAUGAACGAUUACGAUAUUAAAAUUCUCAAAACCAGUUCAUUGAGUACUUACAUGAAAAAAUCAAAGAAGCAAAAGACAGCAAUAAAAAAGUAAUACACUGUAUAUUUAUCAAAGAUUUCCAUUAAGUUGACAAAUAAAUGGGGGGAGGGGGGGGGCUUAAAGGGAGUAAAUGGACGAACUUAAAGUCCUGAUGAUAGUGACCCCGAAGAAUGACAAAAAAAAACAUUAAAAUGAUGACAAGUAAUAAAAUGACAAGAAAAGCACUUUAAGGACACAGCGAAUAAAACAAUUAACAGCAAUUAUAAAAUAAGCGAUUUACAGAUCUACAAUAGCGGACCGUUUCACACCAAGUUAGAUAUAAAGUUUUCAGAAUGAUACUUGUAAAGCUGGGUUUUUUUUAAGGACUGAUGAAGUACAAGUAUGGCGUAAAUCAAAGACGACCAUUAUUACGGUUGAAGAAAAAGUCCCUAAAGAACUAGUUAAGUAAGCAUCGAGGGCGAGGAUACAAGUUACUAACAGCACUCGUAAUUAUAUUUGUUUUGAGUAAGUGCUGUUGCGCCUCAAAAUAAAACAACAAUGCUUUGGUUACUUACAGCUUAAAUAUAGGGUGUUGCUAUGGUAACGUGCAAUGUCAAAAGCUGUCACCAUUAGUUGCUCCCAAUAAACACUUUGAAAGCCGUGUUUUAGAAAUAUUUUUACACAAGAACAACGACAAGUAACUUCAUCUCAACCAUAAGUAACCCCAAACUGUAAAUUAAAUGUUGUCCCCAGUGUACUGCAACUUUGAGCCGGUAAAAAUUAAGGAUGCAACUCGUAACAUUACAUCUCGUGCGAACCAUCCGAAGUAGAGGAACUAGUUACAAGACGAUGCACAUGCCCUUUUGACAUGCACGUGCACACACAUGUGCAAGGCAAUCUUUUAUUCCCUCUUAUGCAAGUUUGUAAAUAUUUAACAGCAACAACAACAACAACAACAUCGGCAAAUGUCGAAAAUGCCGAAAAUGAAAUCGGUCCCACAUUCCGGACAAUAACGUUUUCUCUUACAUCUCUUGGGCAGAAAAAUACUUAUUGAGGUAUUUAUAAGGUAUCUUCAAUUCGACAAAGUCUUGAAUUCAUUAAAUAAAUUACAUAACAUUCCUCGGGAUAUAUCCAAUGGGCAGGGGUCCUGUAUGUUACUACGUAGAUUUUGUUUCGUAUAAACUUGACGAAUCAUUUGAUCUCGUUAAUUCGCGCAGCCUCUUAGGUGACUGACGCUAUUACCGUUGUUGAAGAGAACUUUUCCUAUUUACUGCUGUCCAUAUACCGGUCAUACUGCUCCACCAAAGUGGGUAACUGGGGAAGUAGGAGUUUUGUGGCUAAGAGAAAUUUUACACUUUUCUUGAGUCCUCGGCCAGACUUUCCUUGUUUCCCCGUUAAUUGACGCAUGCGUCUUAUUCAGUUCUGGGUCGCUUUUUAAGCGCGGGCACAGCUGCCAGGAGAACGUAUUACCACACGUGGAUCUCACUUACGCUACAGUACAUUCCCAUCUCGCUGAUAGAGAAAACUUGGUCUCACCGCUCCUCCAGUCACGGUUGUCUCCUCCGGUCAUUUCUCUUUUCCUGAAAUCCACUGUCGAUCGACGAACUUUGCCCUUUCUCUUCAAGGUUCAUUCAGAGGUUUUAAUUUACAAUGAAGGAUGCCCAAAAGAGGACUACGAAACAAAAUAUGGUAAGUACAAGUUCAUGUGCCCCCAACGUUCUGUCAUUGCCACAUUUGUCCUAUCCUCAGUUGCUAGACUUUGCUAAAAAGUUUAAUAAGUCUCGAUGUCAUUUACCAGAAAUAUUUGUCCGCAGCUAAGUUUUAAAGAUGUUUAUUUUAUUGCGUUUUUUGUCAUCGAUGAUUUCUGUUUCGCCUCCCGGAAGGUGGUUACUUCAACCGGUUCAUCUUUACCAUCUUUCUUGUUCACGACUUUUAGAGAUUUUUCAGUAAUGUAGGUUAUCUUGAGGAAGUCCAAAAUGUCCUUCUUGUGUACACACUCUAAGAGAAGUUGUCCACCGGCAAAGAUUAAACAAAAAUAAGAGUUCAGUAAACGUCACUAACUUUUUAAUGACAAUUUUAUCCAUUUUGCCACGAGACUUGUGGUCAGUGUUUAUUGCAAACCACGCGAAAAGUAUCAAAUUUUAAACAAGGAAGUUGUAUAGCAAUGAAACAAAAUGAAAUCUAGAAACAUUACAUCGUUUCAUAUGUAAUAAACAACAGCUUUCUUGUUAAUAACAGGAAAUAUAUACUUGCUUACGUCUAACUUUUGUCUGUUUUAAUGUUGUUGUUUUUUCUUACUGAGUGAGAGGGUGGUGGGGGGAAGUUGGUUUUUCUGCACGUUUUAUGACCUUCAAAAUUAAAUUAGUGUCUUUGUAAGGCAAUCUUUCUCGAUUUAUAAGAGUUUUAUUGGCCUGGCAAGAUGAGCUGAUAACCGUAAUUCGUUUGCCGCCAUUAAGCGUAUUAUGCGAUCAUAGUUUUAGUUACGCUUCCUUUGUUCAAGCUGUUUCAAAAAAAAUGACAGCGUGUUUCGUGACCAGAUGUUUGUUUGACUUUGGGGUUUUUCUUGAUUGGGGCUUAACAGAUCAAAGGAUUUUUAAUGAAUCUUUUUAAUAAUUCAAAGUGAAAAGCUUUUCCUCCGAAUGGUUCAUUUUAGUCAAAACAAUAAAGAAUUGUUUUUGAUAACAUUGAACAGAAAGUUAAUCAAGUCUCCUGCGAGUAAGAAAACAAGAACUGUUUCCUUAAAUCUUCACGUGAUGUAGUUCUAACUUUAGAAUCUGAGGGAGAAAUCCUAUGGUGCUAUUAUUUAAAUGAAUCAAAACCUCUUCAGCAGUAUCUGUGAGUGGUGCUAUUCGUUUUGAAUAUUUUGCAAAGAGAAAUUUAGAAUUUUGCCUAAUAUUAUAAAGAUUAAGUCGCCCAGAUAUCGAGAUAUCAAUCACCUAAUUUCAUCGAUACGUUUUUGUUUUGCACCAAAUAACAGCUUAAUUGAAUGAAAAAGAUUCCUUAAAACAAAAUACACUAAGUCCAUCAAAUAAGACAGCAUGUUUUCUGUGCGAUACAAAGUUGAGAUUUAUCAAAUCAGGUUGGUUCCGUGAGGAACAUUCCAGACAUAAGAAUCACCAACAGUGAAUCAACCAGGACAUUGUCUUUCAAACGUCAGAGUGAAUUAUAGAAAAUGGACUCCAUUUCAAGAGCAGCUGUCUUUUAAAGAUGCUUUCAGGUCUGACGUAAAUUUUACCGUCCAAACUUGACCAUCUAAAACAUAGGGGCACCCAAUGACUUUUUUCUGUAAAAUACCUGUUCGGAGAAGCAAAAUUGCGUUAAAAUUUUCUAUAGCUUGAGGAAGGCUAAAAAUUUCUAGAUGAACACUCCAUUCAUGUACAAUUUUCGAAGCUUAUCUAAUAAAUUCCCUACGAUUUUCUGAAGUAUAAUUUUGUGCAUUUUAUUCCCCAGGUUAAGCUAUUUUCGUAGAAAAAGAAAAGUAACCUAAAAUUUUAGCAUUCAAAAAUGUGAUGGAGAGAGGAAUCAGAUAAAUUCUUCUUUAAAUUGCAUCUAAAAUUUCGUGAAAGUAAUACUGAAGCCCGUGUAACUUCGAAAAGACUAAGUUGCCCUAGGAUGACCGAACAGAUUUGAAAUUCUGUAGCACUCUGAAUAGCCUAGAAAGAGUUUUCAAUGUAUGUAGGAGGAAACCGUCGUUGGGUGCCCCUGAAAACAUACUUCUCUUCGUAAGUGAGGUCGGUGGCGUAAGCUUUUUUUUACGUUCAGUAACUAUAAUAGGUGCAUGAAUUUUAAAAAUAGAAUACAAUAGACUUGUGCAUAAGUGAGCAUUUUAUUCUCAGCAGCGUUCAGUGAAUGCAAGGAACGGCACAAGAAGAAUCAGCUGUUACUUCUUGUAGCCGGAUCUACAUGUUCGUAACAAACGUCAAACUAUUUCAAAUGUGAGGCUGAAAGAAUUGAAACACUCUUUUCUAGAUCAACCAUCACGUGAAUUGAUUGACGAAGCAAACGGCUCUGAUUGGUCAAUUUAGAGUCUGUUUUUCGCCUUAAGUUGAAGGUUGACAAAAACUAACGAGCUUUCACGUAAUAUGUAUAAACUUGCCAGUUUAUACAAGAACGCUAUCUUUGGCUUUGUGGCGGCGUUUUUUCAAACGCUCGGAUGCAAAGAUAGCUAGAAAUAUACAAAAUCAGCUAAGAUAAACACAAACGUUUUUAAAAUCUAUACAGAGACGAUAAGAAUGAUAUGUAAGCUAUGAAAAGUUGUAAAACCCUUACAUUGCGCCCACACAAAUACCUUCCAGUCCAUCAGGUGUAGGCUAAAAUUCAAAAUUCCGGAUCUUCUUUUUUGAGAAUUUAAGAGAUUUUAAAAAAAGAACUUUACAAAGUCUUGGGUAUUUUUUGCGAUGACGAGUAUUUUGUUAGGUUUUAAGCUUCAGGUGACGAUAAAAAAAAUCAGUUUAACUCAGGAAAAAGGUUAUCUUUUUGCGAUUUUCCCAGUGGCCAGGUUGGAGGGCUGACGCUUCUCUUGUGUUCUUUCCGAUGAAACGGCACAAAGAGUUUUGGUGAUUUUUCCGGAAAUUUGUAUAUACGCCUACAGUGGAACCCUGCCUGAUCGUCUUCCAGGGACCAUCGAUGACCAGUGAAUACUUGGUCGUGUUAACGUGUUGGUCAUAAUAACUAAAUCAGCAUUACCAUACUAAGCGUUUCUAGAACAUGUCUUCACAGUUUAUCAUUUAAUUCUAUAUAGAAUGAUCGAUGAUUCCGUAUUUUCCACGCCUUUCGAUAAAAGAGUGCAUACGGGUUGUCAGAUCGAAUGUUUCCGACUCGCCAUCCGGCAAAAUGUAAGGAAGAUAGCAACUAGGCAUGGUCAAAGGUCGUCUUAGUCUUAUAACAGGAUGGUAGAAUAAAGAAAUAAAUGGACCUUGACUUGGUCUAGAAAAAAAGCGUCUGUAAUUACAGAAUGGUCGUAUGGCGGGCAUCCACUGUACUUGCAAAGUGUACGCUAAUGUCGUACCCAGAUCACUUUACGGUUUCGACGACAAGAAAUCUGGGUACAAGAUUAAGCGUACGCAAAUGAAGCUAUUAAGAUUAUCUAACAAACGGAAACUGUUACAUAGUACACUUUUCGUUUGUGGAAUCACCCUUGAGGUUUCUCUAAUAUUCCCUCUGUGUUUCAUUAGUAAGCCCUUAGUUUUACCUCCACCAGAGGCCUCGUUUCAGCGGUUUUUCAUGGAAACGAGUUCAAAUGGUUAUUGUGAAUUCUUUCAACUCAUUAACCUCGUUUGCAUACCUUGUGAGUAUUUCACCGCAUGCUCAACCGUGAUAAAAGUCGUGUUAAAAUUAUUUCUACACUCUAUUUCAAACCGUGUGUUUGACGCUUUUCCUUAUAAUUUGGCCUCGCACCAGGACUUUUCGCUUUUUGUUUCAAGGUCGUUUGGAAGCCUAGGUUGAUUAUGAUCAAUUCUAUUUGGCGUUGAAAAAGGGCCGUCUUGUGUAA
Molecule: messenger RNA, 8750 nt
Organism: Porites lobata
Lineage: Eukaryota; Metazoa; Cnidaria; Anthozoa; Scleractinia; Poritidae
Source: the annotation of a GenBank genome assembly